Paramecium octaurelia is the source of this 3120-nucleotide messenger RNA. The record is from the annotation of a GenBank genome assembly. NCBI's taxonomy places the organism in Eukaryota, Ciliophora, Oligohymenophorea, Peniculida, Parameciidae.
AUGGCAGAGCAUGAACAUGAAUUUGAGGGCCACGAAGAGGAAUUGGAGGCACCAAAAGAUUCAUUAUGGAGGGAUGAACAUGAAAUGGAAAAAUCUGCAAAUAUCGUUUAUUUUCUUACCUUGGGAAUUGUUUCAGGGUUGAUAUUAAGGGAGAUCAAUAAAAAGACAAAGUAAUCGAAGUGAUAUAAAGUUAGAUUCCCGUAUUCUCCAAUGAUUUUAUCAUUGGGUAUAUUAUUGGGAUUACUUUAAAAAAGUUUGGGAUAUGUUGGUGAAAGUGCAAGUAUCUUGUCAAAAAUGCAUCCUCACUUGAUUGUGUUUGUGUUUGUCCCUGUUUUGCUAUUUGAAUCAGCUUUUAAUUGUGAUUGGUAUACUUUCAAAUAUCAAAUGGUCAACAUCUUACUAUUAGCUGGUCCAGGUUGUGGUUGGGUAUUUGACAAUUCUAAUAAUAGGGUGCCAUUCUCCUUGGAGCUAUAUUUAAAAUGGUUUUACGAUAUGAUGAUAAUGAUAUGACAUGGUAUUAAGCAUUUACUCUUGGUUCUGUUUUAUCGGCUACAGAUCCUGUGGCUGUCGUUGCUUUAUUAAAGGAGUUAGGGGCUAGUUUGGCAUUCAACCAUUUAAUAGAGGGGUAUUAGUAAUUAUUCCAUAAUUAGAGAAGCUUUGUUGAAUGAUGGAGUGGCCAUGGUGUUUUUUAUAUUUUUUAACAAAUUUUCAAAAGCAGCUAGUGGAAAGGGAGAAGCAGUGACUGCAAGUUAAGUUGUUCUCAAUUUUGUAAGGAAUUCGUUGGUCGGACCAGCCUUAGGAUUAGUAUUGGGAAUAUUGGCUGCUUUAUGGACAAAGAGAAUUUUAGGUGAUGAUAUCGAGGUCACAUGGUUAACAUUUGUAUUCACCUAUCUAACAUUUUAUUGGGCAGAGUUUUGCUUUUUUAAAACUAGUGGAUUGCUUGCAGUAGUAGGUUUAGGUUUAUUUUGGAGUGCUUUUGGAAAAACAAGAAUAAGAUCAUCAGUUGAACAUUCUGUACAUACUGUUUGGGGAUUUGUCUAAUAUUCUUGUGAUACUUUAAUUUUCUUAUUGGUUGGAAUUAUUGUUGGUACUUAAGUUAUUGAAGAAACAUUUAUCCAUAAAUCUGAUUAUAUUAGAAUGAUAGUGUUUUACUUUUUUAUGAUUUUGGCUCGAUUUAUAAUGAUAUUGACAUUCUGGCCAUUUUUAAGAUGUUUUGGAUAUCCUAUCUCAAAGUCAGAAUUCAUAGUUCUUGUAUAUGGAGGUUUAAGAGGUGCCUUAGGUUUAACGUUAUCUUUAAUGGUUGGAUGUGAUGAAGAAUUGCCAGCUAGAUUUAGACAUUUGUCAGUCUUCUAUGGAGCAGGAAUGGCUGCAAUAACAAAUUUAAUUAAUGGUACCACUUGCAAAGCCUUGGUGCAAUAUUUGGAGAUGAUAGAAAAUCCAGUUGUUAAGAAGAAGGUGUAUAAGAAAUACUUGGAAGAAUUGAUAGUAAAUUCAUAAGAUAAAAUGAGAGAGUUAGAGUCAGAUUAAUUUUAUAGUAUGGCUGAUUGGAAUUAAGUGAAUUAAUUAAUUGGCCAACCUAAAUUUAUAGAGAAGAUAGAGAAAUUAGAAACUGAAAUAAAAUAUAUGUUAGGUAGUAAUAAGGUGUAAACAAGUUCAUCAAACUUAUACGAAGGAUUAACAGAUCAAGAAAUUUUUGGAGAAGUUAGAUACAGAAUCUAUCGAAUUUUGAAGGGUUUGUAUUAUGACAAAUUUGAAUAUGGAUUGUGUGAAGAAGACACAGUUCGUUUGUUGGUUGAAUCAAGUGAUAUAGGUUUGGAUCACACAAAAGCAAUUUUAAAUAUUUGGGAUUAAUUAUAUAAAAAUUUCUUAAAUUUUAGCAGUGUGAACUUUUUCUUUAAAGUCAAGGAAAUGCCAUUAAUAGGACCAUUUGCAAGAGACUAUAUGAUUAAGCAUUUAGGAUUUGUUUAUGAUGUAACCACCACAUUUUUAUCUUGUGCAACCGAGGCAUUUCAUUUGACUGGAAGUUUCCCAAUGAGUAAGGAUGCAAUUAGAGUUGUGAUGGAAGAACUCAAUAAGGAAAUUGAAAAAGCAGAAGGAUAUUUGGGGAUUCUGAAUGAUACUUUUCCAGAGAUUGUUAGAGCAAUCCAAACUAAAAGGGCAUCUCAUUCCAUUUUAACACAUUAAAGACAUUAUCUCGAUGAUACACAAUAGAAUGGAUUAGUCGAUGAAAAAGAAUAUUAAUUGCUUAAAAAGGAAAUCAAUACAAGAUUGGUUGAUUUAGAAAAUCAUCAAUUUGAUAUGGUUUUACCAUCUUUCCACGUUUUGGCUAUGGAAUUUCCAAUAUUUUCUGGUCUUGUUUCAACUGAUUUAGAUAACAUAAUUAAAAGUGCUUAUGAAAAGAAGUUUGGACCAGAUGAAAUUAUAUAUGAAUAAGGAAUGACAUGCUAGAACAUAUAUAUUGUAAGCAAAGGUAAUGUUGUCGAUGAAUUUCCAGGAGGUACAAUAAGGAAAGGGUUAGGAACCUUAAUUACAUAUACUAAUCUUAUAGGUGAUGGAACAUGCAUGAGUACAGCUAAAACCACGGCUGACUCUUUGCUGUAUUCUUUAAAUCUCAAAAUUCUUAAAGAUUUGAUGAGUAAGAAUCCAGAUUUCGAAUUCAAGAUAUAUAUUAAUUCUCUUGGUAAUUAGCUCAGUUAUUCAUAGAAUAUUUAAGAAAGAUGUUUGAAAAUUAAGCUGGACCACUUGCAAAUGUAGAAAUUAAGAGAUUAUUGGAUUUCUUAAGAACUAAAAGUAAAUUAAAAAAAUUUACUGCAAAUUAAAAAUGUGAUUUUAUUUUUGGCGGAUAUUUAUUCAGGGGUGAAUUGAAGGACAUCAACAAUUUAGUCUAUUCUCAAUAUACGUAAAUAUCAUAUAAUAUGACUUAGUUAUAUACCUCCACAAGAUACAGAGUGCUUGGUAACCAAAGAUUGCCAGUGUUUGACUUUUGAAGAUUCAGUAGAUUCCUUUAAUAAUCAAAUGUUGAAAUAACUUGAUUUAGAUCCCCAUAAAGACUAGUAGAUUUAAGAAAGAUAUUCAUAGAUUAAGCGUACUUCUAUGAUGGAAAAAAGCAAACAAAAUUGA